UCUAGUAGUUGUUUCUUGGUCAGUGGACUUUUAAACUUUUGUAGGCCAGGGGUCAAUCAGCCACUUGUGCAGUUGCUGACCGUGAAGUGCCGUGUGGAGUCCAAUCCUGUCGAGUCUGGGCCCGUGAAUGUCUUUUUCCAGCUGAAUCACCAUGGAUCCCUAUGCGGCUGUUCAUCCGCCCCAGCAGGGCCAAACUGGCGGUUCCAUCGAACCUCCUAGCACGGCUACGGUCAUACCGGCUGCAAUGGAAGAGCCCGUACCGGUAUCGUCCCACUCAUCUACGGUCAAGAUGAAGAAGAAACGGAAAGCCUCAUCUCGAGCUCGAUUGAGUCCGUGUUCAUCGAGUCCACUGUUAGUGUCUCAUCCGGAGCCGAUUCCCAAUUCGAAGACAUCCCCAUCCGAUUUGGCUGGNGAACCGGUCUCCUCUUCAGCAACUUUGAAAGGAAGCCGUAAAAAAGAUGGCGAACAUUCCGGUCGAGACAAUGUCACGAAAGAUGGUUUCGCCAAACCCUUGAGCUCAAUCAGCCGUCAGAUGUCCAACACAUCAACCUCGGAAUCGGUGCAAUUUGAGAUUGGCUCCAUGACCCCUGCCAAUUCCACCUUGAAAAUGAAUCGUCAUACUUCAAAUAUUGACAUUACGCUCUCCUGUCCAGAUGGUUCUGAGGAGCAAGCUCAAGCUAAGGCAUUGGAAGAAGUUCCAGAAUCGAUGCGAUCGGAUUUGAAUGAAACGGAAAGUGGUUCCUUUUCGGGGUUGUGCCCGGCUCAAACUCGUAUUGAAGACCGUCGCAAGAAAACUUUCAGUCAGAAGAAGCCAUGGUUCAGUGCGAUUAAUCCCAAUUAUAAGUCCCGGUCUCAGACCUUCAAGAAGAUCUUCUCAAAGAUCCCCACCAACGAACGACUCAUCGUGGAGUACUCGUGUGCGUUACAAAAGGACAUUCUGAUCCAAGGGAGGAUCUACUUCACAUCCAAUUACUUGUGCUUCUAUGCCAAUAUCUUCACUUGGGAGACAUCCGUUGUACUCAGAUGGAAUGAGAUCGCCGGCAUUACCAAAGAAAAAACUGCUUUGGUCAUUCCCAAUGCCAUUCAGUUCAACACCACCACCAAAGACAAAUUUUUUUUCGCCUCAUUCACAUCCAGAGAUAAGACCUUCAACACAGCCAUGAAGAUCUGGCAAAACUGCAUGCUCGAAGAGUUUUCGAGCACUAAAAUGUGGCAGCUCAUCCAUGAAUCAUACGGAGAUGAACUUGGACUGACCACAGAGGACGAGGAUGAUUAUCUUUGCCCUCUGGAAGACGAUGAAAUGGGCAUGGACACUUCGCCAGGUGGAACCACUGGAGGAACGGGAGGUCCAUCAUCGCUCUCAUCCAAUGUAUCGAGUAAGGAGGGAUUCUGGAGUCGCCGAGGGAUCAAAGGAAUAAACCGUGAGAAUUCUCGAGGAUCAGAAUACAACGAUCCCAGUCAAUCCUCAGCGGAAACCGGCACUGAUCCCCUGCCCACUCUCACCAACCACGCCUCAUCCUCCUCUCCCAAUGUUCCUGUCCUUGAAGGCUCCAAGUCCACUUCAGGAUUCUCGUUUGGUCGACGGAAAAAGAAGAAGAGUUCCACUUUAAGAGCAUCGGAACAGAACGGAGACUUGGGAGCGUCCAGCAGAGGAGGAGGGGUAGGUGGGAGUGUUCCAGGUACCGAUUUGUCUUGCGACUCUGAUGAGGAUGGAGACGACGAUGGUGAGGUUGCCAGCGAUGAUAUGGCCUUAUGCAAUCCGAGCAAUCGAAAACGACGGGAACGUGUGAAUAGAAACACACAAAGGCUGUUUGAGGAGUGGCAGGCUGCUCAAGAGGGUCGAGAAAUGACCAACCAGGUCUACAACAUGGAUGUGGACAUGCUCUUCACGUUCCUAUUCACCAACUCGAAAUUUUACGCGGACUUUCACAAAUCCAGGAAGACUACAGAUCUCGUGCAAAGUCAGUGGGAACAACGCCCAGGACUGAACGAUAAAUUUCGGGAAGUCUCCAUGACAUUGUCAUUGAACAACGCAAUGGGCCCCAAGAAUUCCGGAGUGGUGGACUCACAGGUGAUGAAGAAUGACUAUACGGUAGCGGGCGAGAUCUAUGCCAUCCAUGUGGAGACGGUAAACAGUGGCAUUCCCUACGCGGAUUCAUUCUUUGUGACCUCGCAUUUUUGUCUCACGCGAGUUUCCAAGGAAACUUCACGACUCGUGGUCUGGUCCAAUAUCAAAUAUAAGAAGUCGGUCUGGGGAUUCGUCAAAUCAAUCAUUGAGAAGAACACUUGGCUUGGCCUUGAGGAGUUCUAUAAUGAACUCUCAAGGGAUCUUAAGAUUGGAGCAGCUCAACUGGCCGCGGAGUGCGAGGUUCCAAGUUCCUUGGGUGGUCCAUUAGGUGCCAGUCCAGUUAAUCUCAAACCCACCCAUGCCAUCCCUGGUCUCCCGGAAGCUGGAGAACCUAUCUUGAGCCAAGGAAUGCCCUUGCCAUACACCUCGAUUCGGACUCUCCAACCCAAUGAAGCCCUCAGGAGCCCUAAAUCGACGGCUCCCGAGCUCCAAAACGUCUCCAAAGCGGCUGUGAUACUCCUGAUAUUGUUGCUAAGCGCCAAUUGCCUUCUCUACUACAAGGUCUGGUUCCUGGAAACCACUCUAGUGGUCGAUCCGAGUCAUUCAGAGUCCAACUCGCAUCGUGGUAACGGGCCGUCCUCUUUCUACAAACACCUGGAUCCAUCGCUCUUCUUGGACAAAGAUCCCGACUCCCAAACCACGGAACAGUGGCUGGGAAUCCUACAACAGCAAGAAAUGGUCCACCAACUGGAACUCGAAAAAUGGGGCGAAAUGCUGGGAGCCGCCACCGAACUUCUCAGAAAAACUGAGGAUUCUUUGUCAAACAUUCAGAAGAGCAUCCAGCCUCUCACCCUUCAGAAGGUUCGGCAAAUGUUACUUCUCCAACCGAAUGAGCGAUUUAGAUCCACGACGAUUGCACCGCCAAUUGAGAGGGAACCGCCCCCACCAGAACGAGUCGACGAACGUCCUCAAGUGAAGAAGCCGUCAGAAGUGCACCAACCACACCCUCAUGUCAAGAGCGAAUUGUGAUACUAGAUACCAUUGAGAUGGUUACCAAUAUUAUUGAUUAUAUUUACGUACACGUCUAUCAAUUCCUGUAGAAGGAACUCGAUCCAACAUUUGGAAAUUUGGAACGAAUGGUCUUGUUGUCAGCGCAGAGUCAGUUAAACGAGAGAAACGCAAUCAUUCGGCAUUUAUGUGCAGUAACGUGUGAUCUAUUGAAGCAACAGCCAUCUUACUCAUAACUGCUAUUUACAUACGAUAAGCUUCUGUGCACUUACCCAACGAUCCCCCCUGCCUCUGGCUGGGAUUUACCUCUUCCAUUGGUUAUCCACUACUUUUUAUUACCACACAACCUGACCUUGACUAAGUAAAAGACCGAAAUAAAAGAGAUGCGUAUACCAUGGCA
This is a messenger RNA of Tigriopus californicus, 3476 nucleotides long. Its product is annotated as protein Aster-A-like. Gene Ontology annotation, molecular function: sterol transfer activity; sterol binding. The record is from RefSeq and is a predicted model, not a curated record. Lineage: Eukaryota; Metazoa; Arthropoda; Copepoda; Harpacticoida; Harpacticidae. The transcript has 15 exons. Gene Ontology annotation, cellular component: plasma membrane; endoplasmic reticulum-plasma membrane contact site; endoplasmic reticulum membrane. Gene Ontology annotation, biological process: intracellular sterol transport. Bases 152 to 3097 code for a protein of 981 amino acids.